Molecule: messenger RNA, 714 nt
Organism: Dromiciops gliroides (monito del monte)
Lineage: Eukaryota; Metazoa; Chordata; Mammalia; Microbiotheria; Microbiotheriidae
Product: probable inactive serine protease 37
Exons: 5
Coding region: 1-714 (237 amino acids)
Biological process (GO): proteolysis; positive regulation of acrosome reaction
Cellular component (GO): acrosomal vesicle
Molecular function (GO): serine-type endopeptidase activity
Source: RefSeq, a predicted model, not a curated record
AUGGCUAUAAAGUUCAUCCUUCUCUUUUUUCUCUUUGCGGGUGCAUUUUCCUCUAAUAACAAAGCUGAACAGAAAGAAGAUCCUGCCCCCUACCUGGUAUACUUCAGAUCCUAUAUCAACCCCUGUGUGGGAGUCCUCAUUCAUCAACAAUGGGUAUUGGCAGCUUCUCACUGCUACUUAUCAAAUCUCAUAUUGGUGCUGGGGAAUUUCAAGAUCAGGAUGCAGAACAGAACCGAGCAGAUUUUUAGGCCAACAGAAGUUAUUCGUUACUGGAAUGACAGCGAUGAAUACCAAGAGCAUGACAUCAUGCUGCUUAAGCUGCCCAGACCUGUAACCCUCAACCACCAGGUCCAGCCCAUAGCCCUGCCCACUCGAAACUUCCCUGCAGGUACCCAGUGCACGAUCUCGGGCUUGGACUGGAGCAUGGACAAUCUUGGCAAGCACCCAGACCUGCGGCAAAACAUAAAAGCACCUCUGAUCUCUGAAAAGGAGUGCAAGAAAACCAGGCAAGGAAGGAUCAUCAAGCAUGGGAUAUGUGUCAAGUUUAUGAAGUCAUUCAGCAGACUCUUUGUGGAGCUUGCUGUUGCUACUGUCAUAUGCCAAGACAAGAUUCAAGGGAUAGAAGUAGGGCAUUUCCUAGGACAGAAUAUUGGAGUCUACACUAAUAUUUACUACUAUGUCCCUUGGAUACAGAACAUCAUGUCUACAAGAUGA